GCGCACGCGACUAUUCGCAGAUACGUAAACUCAAAGGACGUGAUGGAUCCCGGACACACGCAACGUCCCUGGCGGAGCUUAUGCCGUACUAUUUGAAAACGUAACCUCAAUCUCUCGCGCCGUUCCCGCAACGUCACGUAAAAGAUAAACGAUAUUGAAUUUUUCUGUGCGUAUUCUGGUGGAAUUUUUCCAAUACACUAGCGAAAGUUGAUAUUUAUUUGGUCGAUGUAAAUUUUCCUACUUUCGUAACUUUUAAAACAUACAAACUAGCUACCAGCAUGUCAGGCACAGGCAAGGAAACAACCGAACUGCAAGCAUUUAAAACGGUCCUUUAUCAUAGCGUGGUAAUACUCGCGCUACCUGUGAUAUCUUUCUUUACAAGCAAAAUUUUUCUAUUUGAUGGUAUAUUAGGUCUCAACAAUGUGCCAAGUAGCGUGUAUUCGGCUGGGGUUGCAGUGAUCGUAUUACACAUUGCUUUAGGAGUUUUUAUAUAUAGAGCGUACUUCGACGAUCGAUCAAAGACACCGGCAAUUAAAAGAGAUUAGUUUUUUAUUAUUAAGUACACCUUGGUGACCAUACACUUAAGACAUAAUCACAGUCAACACAUUUGUUUUCGGAUAAUACUAAGCGAUAUUGUAAAGUAAAUCUUUGAUGUGUUGUUACAACAUUUAUUAACAUAUUUUUCUGUACUUUCAGCUAGUGAUUGGUUAAAAGCCAGUUGCAAUUUGCUAAAAUUAAUAAUUAGUACUAUCUAACGCUGAUUCAUAUGGAAAUGAACUCUCACAAAGCAACUUACAUUCCAUAAUUUUUUUCAAACAUUACAUAUUUGCUAUUGUAUGCUUCAAAUGUACGGACAUCCAUAUUACAAAUGUUAAAAUAUUACAUAUUUUCAUGUACAAACAAAUGUACAAUGAAAUUAUGUGGUGCAUAAAAUAUUUUUUGUCCAUAAUGAAUGGAAAGUAUAGAUUAUUUUUAUCUGUACAAUCUCAUUUUUUAUAUGCAAGUGUCGAUGGCAACACAAGGUUUCAAUUAUUUUUAUUUGUUUAUUGAAGUGAAAGAUAGAUGUCCAUAUUUUCCUUUGUACAGAGAGUUUAAAAUUCUAAUUUAUUUAAAUUCUAUAUUUACUUAAAUUUAAGUUUAAAGAAAAAAAGAAAUAUUUUGAAUCUAUUUAAGCUUGUUUACAAAUAAAUGAAACAAACAUGUAAUUAUUAAUAUAAAAUGAGUAUCGAUUAAUGAAACUCAAACUUAGUAGCCACAAUAUGGGAAAAAAAUAAAAUAAAAACUUUACCAAAGCAUUAAGUUAAACAAAAA
Molecule: messenger RNA, 1311 nt
Organism: Solenopsis invicta (red fire ant)
Lineage: Eukaryota; Metazoa; Arthropoda; Insecta; Hymenoptera; Formicidae
Product: vacuolar ATPase assembly integral membrane protein VMA21 homolog
Exons: 3
Coding region: 279-545 (88 amino acids)
Biological process (GO): vacuolar proton-transporting V-type ATPase complex assembly
Cellular component (GO): endoplasmic reticulum membrane
Source: RefSeq, a predicted model, not a curated record